CCCUGGGCUCCGCAGCCCCAGUGACGCUCGCCCCUCGCUCGCUCCCGCUGCCCGGUGCCGCGGAGGCGAUGGCCGCAGGACGGGGGGUCCCGCUGGUGCUGCUGGCCCUGCUGGCCCUGCGGGGCUCGGGGGCCGUGAAAGUGGGGAACGUGAUGAUCCAGACUGAGUUCUACCAGCGGGCCGAGAUGCAGCAGAUAGAGGGCGGCCAGUUCAUGUUCGAUUUCGACGGGGAUGAGAUCUUCCACGUGGACCUGCAGAAGUCAGAGACCAUCUGGCGCCUGCCCCUCUUCGCGACGUUUGCCAGCUUCGAGGCGCAGGGGGCUCUGCAGAACAUCGCCGUGGACAAGCAGAACAUGGAGAUCAUGAUGAAGAGGUCCAACCGCUCGCAGGGAACCAUCGCGCCACCCGAGGUGACAGUGUUCUCCGAGGACCCCGUGGAGCUGGGGGACCCCAACAUCCUCAUCUGCUACGUGGACAAGUUCUGGCCGUCCUUCAUCACCAUCACGUGGCUGAAGAACGGGCAGGAGGUGGAGGAAGGCGUCUCCGAGACCGUUUUCUACCGCCAGGAGGACAACGGCUUCUACAAGUUCUCCUACCUGCCCUUCAUCCCCACGCGGGGCGACUACUACGACUGCCGCGUGGAGCACUGGGGGCUGCCCAACGCGCUGCUGACGCACUGGGAGCCCCAGGUGCCCCUGCCCGUCUCCGAGAGCACCGAGACCCUGGUGUGCGCCCUGGGCCUGGCCGUGGGCAUCGUCGGCAUCGUCGUGGGCACCAUCCUCAUCAUCAAGGCCAUGAAGAUGAACAGCGCCCGCAACCAGCGGGGCCUCUUGUGAGGGGGCAGAGGCCAGGCCUCCCUGCCUCCCCCCAGCCGGACCCUGUGCCCCCUCCGCCGCCCCUCGCUUCAGCCCUCUCCAAGCUGCUCUCUCCCGUGCCCCACAGCGGUGCCGCACCUCCCCGGCCCUUCCUUCUCCCGCACGU
Messenger RNA from Oxyura jamaicensis (ruddy duck), 981 nucleotides. Its product is annotated as HLA class II histocompatibility antigen, DR alpha chain. The transcript is spliced from 4 exons. Gene Ontology annotation, cellular component: MHC class II protein complex; membrane. Gene Ontology annotation, biological process: immunoglobulin production involved in immunoglobulin-mediated immune response; antigen processing and presentation of exogenous peptide antigen via MHC class II; positive regulation of T cell activation. The record is from RefSeq and is a predicted model, not a curated record. NCBI's taxonomy places the organism in Eukaryota, Metazoa, Chordata, Aves, Anseriformes, Anatidae. The coding region runs from base 69 to 836 and encodes 255 amino acids. Gene Ontology annotation, molecular function: MHC class II protein complex binding.